Caenorhabditis remanei is the source of this 2043-nucleotide messenger RNA. RefSeq lists its product as uncharacterized. The transcript is spliced from 16 exons. Gene Ontology annotation, biological process: positive regulation of transcription by RNA polymerase II; cell differentiation; negative regulation of transcription by RNA polymerase II. Bases 1 to 2043 code for a protein of 680 amino acids. The record is from RefSeq and is a predicted model, not a curated record. Lineage: Eukaryota; Metazoa; Nematoda; Chromadorea; Rhabditida; Rhabditidae. Gene Ontology annotation, molecular function: nuclear receptor activity; zinc ion binding; RNA polymerase II cis-regulatory region sequence-specific DNA binding.
AUGAGCACACCUGAUGAUCCCGUCAUUCACAGUCCACCGUCAAUUGGAGCAGCUCCUGGUAUGAACGGAUAUCAUGGAUCCGGAGUAAAACUCGAAGACGGGACUGGUGCUUGUGGCUCGCCGGAUGAUGGAAACAUGGAUUCUAGUGAAGAGAGCCGCCGUCGUCAGAAAACCUGUCGAGUAUGUGGAGAUCAUGCGACGGGCUACAAUUUCAAUGUUAUAACUUGUGAAUCUUGUAAAGCAUUUUUCAGAAGAAAUGCGUUACGUCCUAAGGAGUUCAAAUGUCCCUAUUCAGAAGAUUGUGAAAUAAAUUCUGUCAGUCGGCGGUUUUGCCAAAAAUGCCGGUUGCGGAAAUGUUUUACAGUUGGUAUGAAGAAGGAAUGGAUUUUAAAUGAAGAGCAACUUCGGCGGAGAAAAAACUCGCGUUUGAAUAACAACAGCACCUCAAACAAAAGAGCUCAGCCAGGUCACCAACUGUCACCACAAGCACAAAAUCAACAGCCACAUCAAUCACCAGUACCACAUCCAGGAGUCGCCGUUUAUCAACAACCGCAACGUCCGCUUACUAUUAACCCCAUGGACAAUCAGAUGAUGCAUCAUAUGCAAAACCGACCGAACAUUAUGCCACAGCUCAUCAGUCCACCAGGAGCUCAACCAUAUCCAUUGACUUCUCCAGUUGGAUCCAGUGCUUCCGAUUCUCCACCAAACAGAAGUUUGACAAUGAUGCACAACGGCGAUAAAAGUCCAGACGGCUACGAUCCAAACAUGAUGGCUCACCGAAUCUCGCAAACAUCUCUCAACCCGAGACCAAAGAUGGACAACGGACAGGUUGUACUUUCUACCGAAGAGUACAAACAACUUCUUGCCCGCAUUCCAGGAGCUCAAGUUCCAGGACUCAUGAAUGAAGAGGAGCCAAUCAACAAGCGUGCCGCCUAUAACUGCAAUGGACAUCCAAUGCCGGCUGAUACUACUCCACCAUACAGCGCGCCGAUGAGCGAUAUGAGCUUGUCUCGUAACAAUUCCACCUCAUCGGGCAGCAGUGUGCCAACACAGUCGCACUUUGAUAUCGCUUCGUUUGGAAUGGGAAUCGUCACCGCUACCGGAGGUGGAGAUGCUGCGGAGGAGAUGUAUCGCAAGAUGAACACUUUCUACGAACAUUGCAUUCAAUCGGCUCUGGACAGCCCUGAAAAUCAAGAACCGAAGGCUAUUGAGAACAAGCCAGACUACAUGACUCAAAAUCACAACAACUUCCAACAAUACCAAGCUGAUCCAUACCACGUAGCACCACAACCGGUAGAUCGUAACAUCAACUACCAAUUGAAUGCUGCUGAGCUCAAGGCUUUGGAUGCUGUUCGUGAGGCUUUCUUCGGAAUGGAUGAUCCUAUGGAACAAGGACGUCAAUUGCAAUCGUUCCUCAAGACCAACAAGUCUCCAGCUGACAUUAUGAACAUUAUGGAUGUGACAAUGAGACGUUUUGUCAAAGUUGCCAAGGGGGUCCCAGCCUUCCGUGAAGUUUCCCAAGAAGGAAAGUUCUCACUUCUGAAAGGAGGAAUGAUUGAGAUGCUCACUGUUCGUGGAGUUACCCGCUACGAUCCAUCAACAAACUCUUUCAAAACACCAACCAUCAAGGGACAGAAUGUUUCCGUCAAUGUCGACGAUAUGUUUGCAAAACUCAAUGCUAAUGCGCAGGCGCAAAAGGCGAAAUGUUUAGAGUUCUUCGGUUUCUUCGAUGAGGAAAUCAAGAAGAAUGAACUUGCCGUUUAUCUAGUCAUGUUGGCUGUUCUCUUCUCAGUCCGUGUCGACCCACCAAUGAAUGAAAAUGAUGUUCGAAUUGUUACCGAUCAACACAAUCAUUUCAUGAGUCUUCUCAACAGAUAUUUGGAAUCGUUGUACGGAGAGCAAGCUCGCCGUAUUUUCGAACGUCUUCCAAAGGCUUUGGGAAUGCUCAAUGACAUUGCUCGUAACGCUGGAAUGUUGUUCAUGGGAACCGUCCGUUCUGGAGAAGCCGAGGAGCUUCCAGGAGAAUUCUUCAAAAUCAAGUAG